AGGGCCGCGCAUGCGCGCUGAGGUUUGCGGGGAGGGAGGGAGAGACAAGAUGGCGGCGCCCGGCGGAGGGAGCGUGGAGGAGGAUGAGGCUGAGCCCGUGCUGGGCCGCUUGGAAGAGGAAGCGCGGCGGCGGCAGGAGAGGCUGCGGGCCCUGAGGCAGAGAUCGCUGCAGAAUAAGAACAGUGGCGAACCUGAGGCCAAGCAGUUUAAGGAAGAUGACGAGGAGGAGACCGUCAAGCACAGGGAGCUCAUACUGCGAAACUAUGACCCUGAAGAUGAGGAGCUGAAGAAGAGGAAAUUACCCCAGGCCAAGCCACCUUCAAUGGAAGACAAGGUGAAGGACCAGCUGGAGGCAGCUAAGCCAGAGCCCAUCAUCGACGAAGUGGAUCUGACAAACCUGGCCCCCAGGAAGCCGGACUGGGAUUUAAAACGAGACGUGGCCAAGAAGAUGGAGAAGCUGGAGAAGAGGACUCAGAGAGCCAUCGCUGAACUGAUCCGAGAGCGCUUGAAAGGGCAGGAGGAGGAGUUGGCAGCAGCUGUUGGGUCAGCAAAGCAGGAUGGAAGCGACUCUGACUGAUUUGCUCCAUCUGGGCACGGGCUCUGCCAGCGACACCGAUCCCAUCACACUCAGGUAGAGGGGCCUCGCUGCUGACCAACACUUUGCCAGGAGCCCACGAGUCCUGGAGGAAAGGGGCAGAUCUGAGGAGCAGUGCUUCCCUCUCUGAGACUGUGGCUGGUGGAUGAAGCACAUUUGACAUACUGCUUUUUAGGACCUCCUAGAGUUGAUGGGAGCGGGACAGACAUCCAGGUUGCCUUGAACCUGGCAAGAGUUGGAGCAGGGGAGAUGUGGGCAAAAGGGCCAAGUGCCAGAGAAAGCACAUGUGGGACACUCUCCUCUCACUUGGUUGGUUAAGAGAUCCCCACACAGCCUACAGCAUCCCUUAGGGCACUGCUCUUUGUCAGGGUGCUCCUUUCUGCAGAAAACUGAUGUCACUGUUACACAGAGAACAACAAGGUCUCUUGCUUUGGAGAACGUCUUCUCAGUAUUUGGGAACUUUUCCCCUGUGAUCACACCUAGCAUGUGCAGGGUGAUUCUCCUGGAAGUGCUGUGUGCUCAGGACCUGUUGGCUGCUCUGUGUUGGGAGAAGUGUCCAGCUGAGAGGGUGACGUGUGUUUUUUCUGUUCCCUGAAGCUUCCAGACCCUCCAGGCUGUGCAGCGUGCACCGCUCCUCUGGAUGUUUUAUAAUUGACAAAGUUUGUUGUAAUAAGUAUUUUCAUAAUAAAAUGGUCCUGCCGUGGAGGAA
Molecule: messenger RNA, 1304 nt
Organism: Numida meleagris (helmeted guineafowl)
Lineage: Eukaryota; Metazoa; Chordata; Aves; Galliformes; Numididae
Gene: CCDC12
Product: coiled-coil domain containing 12
Exons: 7
Coding region: 11-577 (188 amino acids)
Cellular component (GO): post-mRNA release spliceosomal complex; U2-type spliceosomal complex
Source: RefSeq, a predicted model, not a curated record